This is a messenger RNA of Bufo gargarizans (Asiatic toad), 1841 nucleotides long. RefSeq names its product TNF receptor superfamily member 17 (gene TNFRSF17). Gene Ontology annotation, molecular function: signaling receptor activity. Gene Ontology annotation, biological process: tumor necrosis factor-mediated signaling pathway. Lineage: Eukaryota; Metazoa; Chordata; Amphibia; Anura; Bufonidae. The transcript has 4 exons. The coding region runs from base 13 to 618 and encodes 201 amino acids. The record is from RefSeq and is a predicted model, not a curated record.
UCAAGAUUACAAAUGGGUAAACAUUGUCCAACAAGUCAGUACUAUGAUGAGUUACUGCAGUCCUGUAAAGCCUGCAACCUUCGCUGUGGAAAUCUUCCUCCUGGUUGUCUCAACUUUAAUCUCUGUACAAGGACUUCAAAUUCCCCAGUGACGCACAAAGAGGUCCCGCCAACGAGUGUCAGGCCCACAAUCACAUAUAAAACAAAAGGCCCCCAUAACCCUGAGGUUGGAAAUAACGCAAACUACACGAUUUGGCUGGUGGUGUUAUUGAUUGCUGUGUUAAUAUCAACUAUAAUAAUUGUAACAAUUAUGCUGCAUAGAAAACGGAAGCUGCACGCAGAUACUUUUGGCGAGGCCUGUGGCAAGAUUACAACUAAAAUCAGGAUUAAAGGUGCAGAUUUAGAACAGGCCUCAUGUGAUGAACUAAAGAAACCAGUGGCAGAAAACGAAGAUGUGGACAACCCAGUGGGUGCCAAUAUUUAUGACAACGCUCUGUCUGAUUAUCUGUUUCCUUUGCCGGCGGUAGAGGAAGGAGCUGCUAUUCUCGUCACCACAAAAACAUCUGCUUGUCUUAAUCCUGGCCCAGGUGUGAGGGGUGAAGCUUUUGUGGAAAUAUAAUCUCACAUCUCUCUGUCAUUGAUUGAGACACUAGACGACACCAAGAGCUCUGUGCCUGUUGAAUGUGUAUAUAUGCUACGACAUAACAGCUAUGUGACUACCAUUGUCAGGAGGCCUAUUUUGUGAUGUGUUACCUCAUACUACGAUCUUUUACAUAAAGAUCUGAAACGCACAUCAGUUAUGAUCCACAUCCUUUGUACAGAGCUGUAGCUAGGCUUUACUUCAUCUAGGGCAAAAUAACAAUUCACAGCACCCAUCCGUGCCUCAUCCUGGAUCAAGGCUCGUGCCCCAGUAGUCCCCCUAGCUAUGUCCCUGCUUUAAAGGGAUUGUCGGGCAGAAUAACUUUCUGGAAGAGGCAAAAUGUUGUUAAAAAUGAAAGAAGCAUUACUCACCUCACUGAUUCCCCAUUGACGUCAUUUGGGUCUCUGCUGGUCUCUGUUUCCUGGUCUGGGAUCAACACACAGGAAGUAAUAGGAGAUGCCUGCUCCAUGCCUCCUAAGUGUCCCUCUUUUGACCCAAGUCCCUCUGUCCCUCUUUGAUCCUUAAAUGUCCCUCUUUUUGAUCUUAGAAAUUAAUGCUUAAAUGUGCAUUAACAAAUCUACUAAACUAUCUGUAUGGGUUCUCUAUCUGUAUAUUAGACCAGAACAGAUGAUUUAUAAGCUAAUAUUUAAAUGGAUAUUGAAGUGCAAGAAACAAAUUGUCCCAGGGGCUCCACAUGCUGUAAAAAAAUAAAGGCACUUACACUCACCUAACCAUCCCCAGCCGCUGCAGUUGUGACAUAAUUGAGUCAGUAAUUAUGCUUUGGGCUGGAGUUAUCGGCAUAUAUUGUCCCUCUUUGCAAUUUUCAAAAGUUGGGAGGUAUGGCCUGGUCAGCCAAUGACUGGCUUAGGCGGGUCACAGCAGUGGCCAGUCAUUGGCUGAGUAGGCAUCUCCAGCCGUUUUCUGUGUGUUGAGCCUGGACCAGGAAGCGGAGAACAUCAGUGGUGGGGAAUCAGUGAUCGGAGUAAUCCUUCUUUUAUUUUUUUCACAUCAUUUUACACCCAGUAUCCUGACAGACAACCCCUUCAAGUGAAGGCCCACUCCUGAUUAAUAUUCAUGACUUUCAGCAUAUCAACAGGGUAUGCAUUAUAUUUUUAUUUUAACAUUCCCUUCCUAGCUUUCUAACUUUGAAUAUAUUUGAUUUAUCAGGGGUUUCCAUUUGCCACUUCUUAAAGGGAACCUGU